AACGGGACCAAAACGUGAAACACGACACAGAAAGUUGUUAUACGCGUUUUAUUUGGACAUACAGAGGCUAGAUUCAUUCGCAGAAACAACAAAAACAUUUUGCCGCUAAACUUAGCGCGCUGAAGUGAUCCGGAACGGCAACAGUGGGGUAUCUAGUGGCGGCCUUCUUCGUUGCACGCUUUUCCGAGGUGGGUUUGGGGGACCUGCGGCAUGGCACACGGAGCCCAGCGGAAGCGGAAGCGACUUGCAUUGGAUUGGAUGCCAUUGCGGCGAACGCACUUGGUCCUCAAAUCCGGCAGAAUCCAAAAUAUCGAUCACGGCGCUUCCCUGACUUGGACAUUGGGAGAGGGUGUUGCCCUCGUAGAACUCCUUUGUUUUCUCUCUCUCUCAUCACUCUCUCUCUCUUGGCUUUUCUUCUAGCCUCUCCUUACGAUUUCUAUGCCGUAAAAGAAGGGUACAGACGCGAGCGCGGAUUUCAAAACUGCGUUCAUUCAAGGCUUCGUUUUCGAGCAAAUGCUAGAUAAGUAGGGUGAUCGCUUUCCACGAACUGAGACUGGGGUGGUGACACGGGUUCGAAUCCUGUCACCGGCUGUGUGCUGUCCGAGAUCUUCUCCCGUUUUUUUUUUUCCCGAAGGCUUUGCAGACGAGUGUCUGCACAGUUCCCCCCCCUGAAGUCGGCCCACGACGCAUAGUAACCCCCCACUCCUUCCUGCUGUCCUCUCUCCAUCUGUCCACGUCUGUACGCCGCUCAUAGCGACAGUUGCUUCGCGGCGCUAACACGGAACUAAAGAAAAUGAAAAGAAAUGCGAGAUAGUCUGGGCAGCUGCGGCAGAAAAGUGACUACCACCACCGUGGCGGCCAAUCACGUUCGUGUGACGUCAUGCGAAAACACCCUAUUGGUCUAUUGGUGUCAUUAUAUAGUGACACCGAUAGACCAAUAGUGUGUUUUACUCGGAGCUAUAUAUAUGGCUCCGAGUAUUCGUCAGUUAAAGGGGGAAAGAUGAAAGUCGCUGAAAAGGUUAUCCUGCUGUAGGACUCGAACCCACAUCUUCUGGAUUACCGGUACUCUGGAUUACGGCCUCAGAACAGCAGUUCUCUCAAGGUAAAGGGAGACUCCUGACGGAUUCGGAAAAAAAAGAAAAAGGUUGGUCAGCAUCAUACCGAACACGAACCGCUCCCUUGCUACCGAAUACAACAUCGCAUGCAUUUUGCGCGAGCAAUUAAUUCGUAAAUGAUGAUAAUAACCAAACCGAAACCAACAUGCAAAGAGCGCACAGCGGUUCGGCCGGAGGAAGAGACACUGUGACGUCACCCGGCAUUGUUCGUCUGCUACGAGGCUCGUAUUCUUCCAUGCAGGAUGUCGUCGGCAGCGCAGAGCGGCAGCGGUGCUUUCGGCGCCCUCUCGCUUCGUAAUAAUUCGUUCGAAUAAAAUCUGCCCACUUUGGGAACGCGAUAUUUCGUAUGUAUGCUCCUAACACCGCAAGGGUGGGUUACUGCUGCGGGACAAGCGUUGCGGUGAUUUUGUUGCGGAGUCACACUUUAAAGUGUGGAACUCCGCUGUCUAACUCGUCACAGACGUUCUCCCGACUCUUCCCGAAGCCACUUGCCGACGGUGUGACGAUAACUAUUGUCAUCUUUUAUGAAGUUAUAAAACCCAUAAUGCGAUUCAGAGUGGAAGAUCCAAGUAACGGCAUGAGAUAUUUCGAGAUCUACAUGAACGACGGGUUAAAAUAUUACGUCUACUUCGGCAAAGAUGACAGUUCUAAACGCGAUGUCUCGACGACGUACACUCUUGGCACCGGAGUCCACGUGUUCCAAAUGACAUCAUCCGGCGACAAAGUAACGUGUACUGCCGACGGCGGCAACGCCCUCACGACGACUUACACGCUGACACCAAUCAGGAAGCACAUCAUGUUUGAUAAACUGGAUACAAGUCCCAUAUUGCUGGAAGAGCACGUCACGUACAGCGGAGCUGGCGCCACCAAGGUGUUCGAUUACGAUUCGGACUUUGAGAAACCCUCGGCAACCCUGUCGCCCGGCGGUUACGUCACCUGGGCUGGAGACGCUAAUGGCCAGGUGGUUGUGCAAUAUAACGACACCACCAUCUUCGACCGCAACAUCACUCGUGACGACGUCCGCAUCACCAUGAAGGUGUACGUGUCCCGCAUCCUGAUCGGACUGACCGGCGAAGAGUCCGCUCUAAAGGAUAACCCCAAGAAGACGUUAGACACCAACCCCAUGUACAGCCUCACCAUAUCCAAGAGUAUGAAGCUGAAAAACUUCGACCUGCACACAGGCUCAGUUAGGGCCACGUACUUCUGAGAGCACGACGAAUGCACCGCACGGACCAGAAGCCCUCCUCCAGACUCCACAUCGUCCCAUGCGCACGGUUCCUGGUCCUACAGUCCCUUUAAACCACCUGCGUGUGAGCAAAUAAACCCUCGUUGAUAGUA
Molecule: messenger RNA, 2453 nt
Organism: Ornithodoros turicata
Lineage: Eukaryota; Metazoa; Arthropoda; Arachnida; Ixodida; Argasidae
Exons: 7
Coding region: 1462-2322 (286 amino acids)
Source: RefSeq, a predicted model, not a curated record